This is a messenger RNA of Saprolegnia parasitica CBS 223.65, 738 nucleotides long. RefSeq lists its product as hypothetical. The record is from RefSeq and is a predicted model, not a curated record. NCBI's taxonomy places the organism in Eukaryota, Oomycota, Saprolegniomycetes, Saprolegniales, Saprolegniaceae. Bases 1 to 738 code for a protein of 245 amino acids. The transcript has 4 exons.
AUGGCCGAAGCGGUGUUGCGGAGCCGUGGUCUGCAGCUCGUCUUCGUCUACCAAGAUGGCUUGAGCCAUGACGUGGUCCCUCUCGUGCGCCCUCUCUACGCCACCGCACCCGACCAUGUUCGCGACCGCGCGGCGUUUGCUGCCUUUGACGCGCGCUUUCGCGCCUGGUUGGACGCGGCCGGCCACGACCGCUUGCCUCCGCGCCGCGUGCACGUCAACCGGACGCGCGCACUGGUGUCUUGCCGCCAACCCGACAUGAUGGCGCGUGCUACGUACCGUGGCCACUUGUCGGUCGCUCACUUCUUGCACGAGGCUGGUGUACGCGGCAACAAUGCCGGCGCGCUCAUCUGGGCGCACGAACAUGGACACUUGGCCAUUGCCGAGUACUUGCACACAAACGGUCUUGGCGUGCGGCCGCCUGAACACGCGCAGCGGCCAUCUGCGCACCCUCUCGUUCCUCCGCGAGCCGGGUUUCCGCCAAUCGUGUUGGACAUUGCUGCGAGCCAAGACAACACGGACCUUCUGGUAUUCGUCAUCGAAGCAAACGUAACGGAUCUUGGGCCAUGGACGCUCGAGACUGCAGCGCGCUUUGGCCACGCCAAAGCCGUGCUUAUGUACCUCUGGUCCCUUCGACCGCACGUCGCCGACACCACCGCCGCCUUGGUCGCAGGCACCAAGCGCCAGCACCCGCUGAUCGUCGAGUACCUCCAACAGCGCAAGCGUUGGCGUCGACCGUGA